Echinostoma caproni is the source of this 411-nucleotide messenger RNA. Lineage: Eukaryota; Metazoa; Platyhelminthes; Trematoda; Plagiorchiida; Echinostomatidae. The record is from the annotation of a GenBank genome assembly.
AUGUCAGUGAUUGCUUUGCCCGCGGUUCACUUUAUCCCCGGUUCCGAUUUGAAUGGAUCGUACGAGAAUGUUUUAGACGCUCUGUGGCAAAUCAAAAACAACACUUUGCUUCUCGUCAACUGUAUUCUAUAUAUAUUGUCCAUCGCAUUCUUCAACUACUUUGGUCUGUCGAUCACGCGGUAUUUAAGCGUUGACGGCUUUGCUUGCCUCAUCAUCGGCACUUUGAUCUACAACAAGGUGAUGAAUUUGUCCUUUAUUCGAGGCUGUGGAGAUCCACCGGAGGACUUGCUCCCGGUCGUGGAUGUGACCGAACAAGAGGUCGAUCAGUAUUUAAAUGAACCCAGUGUGGCCGAUGGAGAUGAAAGGCCCAUCCUAUCUGCAACUGGCUACAAUCAAUCGACUCGGUUGUAG